CGUGUGGGGGUGCACAUAGCAAUUUCCCUUCACAUUAUUUCUUCUCUCAUUGAAUAUCCAUCGCACGCGUUUUCAUCUCAAUUCUUCGACUCAAUCAAUCUAUAUACCUUGUUUCUCUCUACUAUCACCAGAUUCUCCGUUCUCCUCUAUCCCCAACCCUAAUUAUUCAAUAGGGGAGACCGUUUUUUUCAUCCAUUAAAGAGAAUCGUAAUUCAACAUCGGUUAAUCAAUCAUGUUUUCACGGAUUUUUGGUAAACCUAAACAGGAAGCCAAUACUCUAACAACUUUAGACAAAUUAAAUGAGACACUUGAAAUGCUAGAGAAAAAGGAGAAAGUGCUUCUUAAAAAGGCUGGGGCAGAAGUUGAGAGAGCUAAAGAAUUCACAAGGGCCAAGAAUAAAAGGGCGGCAAUACAAUGUUUGAAAAGGAAGAGGCUAUAUGAACAACAAGUAGAGCAGCUUGGAAACUUUCAGUUGCGUAUUCAUGACCAGAUGAUAAUGUUGGAAGGUGCCAAGGCAACCACGGAAACAGUUGACGCAUUGAGAACUGGAGCGGCUACUAUGAAGGCUAUGCAAAAAGCAACGAAUAUUGACGAUGUUGACAAGACCAUGGAUGAGAUCAAUGAACAGACUGAAAACAUGAAACAGAUUCAGGAAGCGUUGUCAGCUCCAAUUGGUGCAGCUGCUGAUUUUGACGAGGAUGAAUUGGAAGCAGAACUUGAAGAGCUAGAGGGUGCUGAGUUGGAAGAACAGCUUCUUCAGCCUGCAACUACAGCUCCAGCAGCCUCGGUGCAUGUCCCAGCUGGGAGGCAACCUACUCGCCCGGCGCAUGCUAAGCCCACUCCAGAGGAGGAUGAAUUGGCAGCUCUGCAAGCUGAGAUGGCACUUUGAGCAGGUCCCUUUUUUCGGUUAUGACACUAUUGAUUCAUCCUAUCUCUGCAUUAAUAUGUUUUAGUCUGAUUGGUAAGGCAAUUAAUGUCGCAGUUGAAUGGUUUGUGUAUUCAUGUUUGAUAUGAACGUUUGUACAGUUGAAUUCUGUUGUAUGAUUAUAUUUUGAAAUUAAUUGCCAUAAGCCGCAUGGCAGAAAAAAUAA
Messenger RNA from Lathyrus oleraceus (garden pea), 1091 nucleotides. RefSeq names its product vacuolar protein sorting-associated protein 32 homolog 2. The transcript has 7 exons. Gene Ontology annotation, biological process: late endosome to vacuole transport via multivesicular body sorting pathway; vesicle budding from membrane. Gene Ontology annotation, cellular component: ESCRT III complex; cytoplasmic side of plasma membrane; multivesicular body. The record is from RefSeq and is a predicted model, not a curated record. Bases 233 to 889 code for a protein of 218 amino acids. NCBI's taxonomy places the organism in Eukaryota, Viridiplantae, Streptophyta, Magnoliopsida, Fabales, Fabaceae.